AUGGAUCUCGACUUGGCGCUCCAUGUGAAUGAACCACUUAUCCCUAAGGAAUCAAGUACGCCAGAAGAGAGGUCACUGUAUGAAUCGUGGGAAAGAUCCGAUUACUUGAGUGUGAGUCUCAUAAAGACUCAUGCUAGGGACUUCAUAAAGGCUAUUGAAGAACAAUUUGUAAAUGCUGACAAAAUGUUGGCCAACACCUUAAUGAAAAGGCUUUCAGGCAUGAAGUUUGACAAUUCUAAAGGUGUGCUUGAGCAUAUAAUGGAAAUGAGAGACAUUGCUGCUCGUCUUAAAUCCUUGGAGAUAGAAAUUUUCAAGUCAUACCUUGUUUAUCUUAUUUUGAACUCUCUUUCUACGGAAUAUGGUCCAUUUAAAAUCUUGUAUAACAUAUAA
Olea europaea var. sylvestris is the source of this 390-nucleotide messenger RNA. RefSeq lists its product as uncharacterized. The coding region runs from base 1 to 390 and encodes 129 amino acids. NCBI's taxonomy places the organism in Eukaryota, Viridiplantae, Streptophyta, Magnoliopsida, Lamiales, Oleaceae. The transcript is spliced from 2 exons. The record is from RefSeq and is a predicted model, not a curated record.